AUGCAGAGCUACGCCAACGGCGAUGGCAGCCAGCAGCGAGAUUAUGGCUCCUAUGCGCCAUCGCAACAGCAUCUCCAGGCGGGUCCGGCUCCUCGCACGAAUGGCAUGCAAUCCAGCGGGGGCAUACCUGUACCCGCAACCUCAUCAUCAGACAGCGCCUACAUGCAGCAGGGCACCUCGUCGCAGACGAAUGGCAAUGGCAACAGCAAAGCACAGCAAAACGCGAUGAAGAGGAAGGGCAAAGACCCCGACAAACCAGCCGCCAAGCGCAGUCGGAUUGCCUGUGUAGAAUGUCGCAAGAACAAACAACGAUGCGAUGGACUCGACAGGAUACCUUGUCGCCGCUGCGAGUCAUAUAAUCUCGUCUGUACUUUCGACGAGGCUGCCAUCGACAAGGUCAAAGGAAGCAUGCGAGCAAGCGGCGAGCAGCUGUCGCCUGAGCUGCCGCCCCUCGUGACCACUGCCUCGCAAGCGCCAUCGGGCAACUGCUCGAAUCCCACGGAACUAUCUAGCCGUCUGUCGCGCAUCGAAGGCAUACUCGCUAACCUAUCAGACCGGCUCAUCUCCCAUCACGAACAUUCAUACGAGCAUGCCGUUCCCAAAGGCGCAGACUAUAGCGAAGAAGAGAGUGAGUCUCGUUCGCCGCUUACGCGUGCAAGCUCGGCGACGCACGACGCGGCACGAUCGAGGCUCAAACGCUACUAUCCGCUUCUAUCAGAGACGCAAGAGGACUAUAGGGCUACCAUCUUGGGGGCUUCGCCUAUCGAAACAUUCAGGAAUGCGCUCGACAAGAGUAAUCAGGCGGCCGGUCUUGUCACCCCGUCUAAUGCCGCCAUGCGAGCUCGCUCGUCAUCGAUCUCCUACUCUUAUGGCAUGCCGUCAGAUGUCAUCCUGCGCAAGAUCGUGUCGCCUGCCGAGGCGCAAUCACUCUUCGACUUUUUCUUUGCUCAGUGUCAUCCAUGGGCGCCUUUCCUCGAUCCCGUAUCGGACAGAACGUACACUGACGUCCGAGAUCGCAAUUCGCUACUCUUUCAUGCGAUUCUGGCCACCUCUGCGUUCUACUCGCUCUCGGUCAAUGAUCCUGCACAGACGGCAAAGUACGUCGGCAUCGUCGCCAUGCUGAAUGAGAAUCUGGGCCCAAUCGUCAUCACGCCAAGGCCACAAGAUCUCAACGUCGACUUCAUUUCCGCGCUUCUCGUGAUCAUCCUCUGGAAGCCGAUCAGACUUGACGGCUUGUCGGAGGCAGAGCUCAGUAUAGCUCAAAGUCGAGGCAAGAUUGAGGUCUCGAGCCAGUCGAUGAUCAUGUCGCUCUGUAUACGCACUGCCAAGCUCAUCAAACUCGAUACCGUCCUCGCACUCUUGCCGUCAGUCGGGCAUGAGAACAAAGCGUCGCCAUCUUCAUCGUCGUCAGAACAGUGGUCAACGACGCCACAGAUCAUCGCUGCCUGCCGCGCCUACUUUAUGCUUCUCAUCAUUGAUCACCAUCGUGCUUCCAUGACCGAUCGCACGCCCUCAUUCGAUGUCAGUGAAGCCCUAAGACACACACGCCUCUUUGCAGCAGGCACUCGCAAUAGCAGUGACGUUCGUCUGGCAGCCUUUGUUGAGCUCUACGCACACAGUCGUACUCCGCCGUCCAAUGCGAGAGGCAAUUUCGAUGCGCUCUCCUACCACGCGAGAGAAACAGAAGUAGCCAAAUGGUCUCAGUUCUGGAUGCCCCUCCACCGCCGCACGUUUGAGCGACCUGAAGAAGAAGAACGCGGGCUUGCGUCUCUGAACGCCCAUCGUCUCUGGAUCAGAAUCAGUAAUUUUGUAUACUACUCGAUCAUCAAUCUGAGCUCGAUCAUGGAGCAGAGCGAGACAACAAUGACGCAUACUUGCGCGCUUCUUCACGCGGACGACAAGUCGGCUCUGGCAGCUGCAGUCGGUGCAGCCGAAGAGCUCAUCUUCAUGCUCAGUGUCGAGGGUCGCGCUUGUCGACUCGAAGGCGCUAGCGUCGAUUGGACGCGCGUCUACCCUCGAGCCGAUCUCGUUGCGGAUCCUCAGGCAGCUGACCUAUUCAAGACAUCUAUCGAUACACUUAUAUGCCUCGUCAUCAGCUAUCCUGCGAUCUUCCUGACGAAGCUUCGCGUCAAAGGUCUCAUCAAUUGCAAUCUCGAUACCGAUCCCGAAUAUAACACACCUUCGGUUGUGACGAGGAGCAAGUUGCAUCGCUUGCUUCUGCUCACAGUCGACUUUCUCGAGCUGGCUAGCCCGAACGCUCAGCACAUUGCCAAGCAAAGUGCCAAUGCGCUACGCAAUGUCGCAGAAACUGCGCUCAAGCUGCCCGGUGUCACGCUCCCACCCGGUGACAGCAGCAAGUAUCCGACAGAGAACGGCCGAAGCAGUACGACAGAGCAGCAGGCAACGCCGCAAUACACACCCGCACCUCUGUCAUCCGUCCUGGACGAAUCGAUGGUACCACCCAAUGAGCUCGAGCUCGAAGCUCUUCUUUCGACUGCUUCUGCUUCGUUAGGCCUGUACGGCACAGACUUUAUGUGGGCCACUGAGGGUUCAGAUCUACAGUAUUAA
Messenger RNA from Mixia osmundae IAM 14324, 2568 nucleotides. RefSeq lists its product as uncharacterized. The coding region runs from base 1 to 2568 and encodes 855 amino acids. The record is from RefSeq and is a predicted model, not a curated record. Gene Ontology annotation, molecular function: DNA-binding transcription factor activity, RNA polymerase II-specific; zinc ion binding; transcription cis-regulatory region binding. Gene Ontology annotation, biological process: regulation of DNA-templated transcription. NCBI's taxonomy places the organism in Eukaryota, Fungi, Basidiomycota, Mixiomycetes, Mixiales, Mixiaceae. Gene Ontology annotation, cellular component: nucleus. The transcript has 3 exons.